ACCCGUUUUCGUUGCGCUUGUUAGCUGAUUAAAUUAUUAUUAUGCAACAGUUCCUUUGUUGGAUUUGAUUCUCAGAUUAGUGUUUUUGUUGCGUUUGAUGGUUAGUUCCUAUAACUGCAGUUUUUGAAGAAGAUGCCACCGGUUUGGAAGCUGCGCAAAAGGGAGUCCCUGGGCGGGGCGUUCGGGUCUUCAGGCACGUCAGUUCAAGACCAGGGAGCCGAGAGACGUGAAGGGGGCAAGCGUGGCCGCAGACCUGGCCGGAAAGCAUUAUUGGAAAAGCAAGAUAUGAAAGCAAAACUGGAAAGAAGCAGACAGUCGGCUCGCGAAUGCCGUGCUCGGAAGAAGUUGCGCUACCAAUAUCUAGAGGAACUCGUGGCAGACCGCGAACGCUCCGUUCUAUCACUGAGAAAAGAACUCGAGAAAUACUAUCAAUGGAACAAAGAGCUCGACCAGGGACGGAUUCCAGAAGGAAUCGAAGACCUGCUUCGAGAGAUGGGAGUGAAGCAGGAGGAGCCCCAGCCUUUCUGAAGAUAUAAUUUUGAAGGUAACUUACAAUUUAAGUUCCACUUAUCCGGGUAAUAUGUUUUAUUUAAACCAAAAAUUUUAUAUUUAUUACCUGCAUAGUGUCCAGAUUUUUUUGAAAAUAUAAGUCAGUCUUGUUCAGCCACACACCU
Pararge aegeria (speckled wood butterfly) is the source of this 674-nucleotide messenger RNA. RefSeq names its product REPTOR-binding partner-like (gene REPTOR-BP). The coding region runs from base 133 to 528 and encodes 131 amino acids. Gene Ontology annotation, cellular component: nucleus. The transcript is spliced from 4 exons. Lineage: Eukaryota; Metazoa; Arthropoda; Insecta; Lepidoptera; Nymphalidae. The record is from RefSeq and is a predicted model, not a curated record. Gene Ontology annotation, molecular function: DNA-binding transcription factor activity. Gene Ontology annotation, biological process: regulation of DNA-templated transcription.